Messenger RNA from Pyrgilauda ruficollis (rufous-necked snowfinch), 4794 nucleotides. It is a transcript of the gene COL22A1, whose product is annotated as collagen type XXII alpha 1 chain. Lineage: Eukaryota; Metazoa; Chordata; Aves; Passeriformes; Passeridae. The coding region runs from base 1 to 4794 and encodes 1597 amino acids. The transcript has 64 exons. The record is from RefSeq and is a predicted model, not a curated record.
AUGGUGGGAAGAUGCCGUGUGCCCCAUCUCUUGGUUCUUCUCACGUUGGUGCUCAGCGGGGACAGAACCGAGGCACAAAGAGCAGGUUGCAAGAGUGUUCACUAUGACCUUGUCUUCCUCUUGGAUGCCUCCUCCAGCGUCGGAAAAGAAGAUUUUGAGAAAGUUCGUCAGUGGGUGUCUAAUUUGGUGGAAACCUUUGAGAUUGGCCCAGACAAAACCCGCGUCGGGGUGGUGCGAUACAGCGAUCGUCCGAGCACAGAGUUCGACCUGGGAAAGUACAAAACCCGUGAGGAGAUCAAAGAGGCUGCACGACAGAUCCAGUAUUAUGGGGGUAACACGAACACUGGAGAUGCUCUCAGGUACAUCACCACCUACAGUUUUUCCAAAGAAGCCGGUGGGAGACUUAGUGAUCGAACUGUUAAAAAAGUGGCUAUCCUUUUGACUGAUGGAAGGAGCCAGGAUUUUGUCUUGGAUCCAGCCACUGCAGCCCAUCAGGCUGGGAUUAGGAUUUUUGCUGUGGGUGUUGGAGAAGCCUUAAAAGAGGAACUUGAUGAGAUUGCUUCAGAGCCCAAGUCUGCUCACGUGUUUCAUGUCUCUGAUUACAACGCCAUCGAUAAAAUUCGCGGGAAGCUGAGGAGGCGCCUCUGUGAGAAUGUGCUGUGUCCAAAUGUCCACGUGGAAGGAGACCGGUUCAAACACACCAGUGGGAGCACCGAUGACAUCCCAGGAUUUGACCUGAUGGAUUCAUUCAGUGUGAGGCAGAUUUUUGGAAUGAAAGAAGAUGGGAUUCAGAGCGCUUAUGUACGGCUUGGAAGCUUUCCUGUUGUUCAGAAAACUGAGGAUGUAUUUCCACAAGGCCUGCCUGAUGAAUAUGCCUUUGUCACUACCUUCAAAUUCCGGAAGGCUUCCAGGAAGGAAGACUGGUAUAUCUGGCAGAUUAUUGACAAGUACGGCAUACCACAGGUGUCGAUCCGGCUGGACGGGGAGAACAAGGCUGUGGAGUACAACGCCGUGGGGCUCACCAGGGACGCUGUCAGGGUGGUUUUCCGAAACGCGCGGGUCAGCGACCUGUUCGACCGCAGCUGGCACAAAAUCGCCCUCAGCAUCCAGUCCAAGGCUGUCUCGCUGUACAUAGACUGCAAGCUGGUGCAGGUGCUGCCCAUUGAGGACAGGGAAAACAUUGACAUUCAAGGAAAGACUGUGAUUGGCAAACGCUUGUAUGACAGUGUCCCCAUUGAUUUUGAUCUUCAGAGGAUGGUGAUUUACUGUGACUCCCGGCACGCCGAGCUGGAGACCUGCUGCGACAUUCCCUCUGGACCAUGCCAGGUCACGGUCCUGACGGAAGCACCUCCCCUGGAAGUGAGGCCCACUGUUGGCAGUGAGCAAGUUGGACAUCUCAAGAUUUUCAACUGCUCCUGUCCUCCUGGACAAAAGGGGGAGAGGGGUCCACUUGGCUUUGAAGGUCCCAAAGGUCAAAAGGGAGAAAGAGGCAUCCCAGGGCUUCCUGGACUCCGAGGAGAGAAAGGAGAGUCAGGCAAAGCCUAUGGCAUAGGAGUAAAAGGAGAAAAGGGUUCCCUGGGCUCACCUGGCCCCCCUGGGAGGGAUGGAGCAAAAGGAGAUACCGGUGAACCAGGACAGCCAGGAGCAUAUGGGCUGCCUGGGCCAGCAGGUCCAAAGGGAUCCGAGGGAAAACAGGGUCCGCCGGGCAUCAAAGGCUACGUAGGUGCACCGGGUCUACAAGGAGAAAGAGGAGAAAAGGGAACACGAGGAGACAAGGGAGACAGAGGCCUGGAUGGAUUCCCUGGAAAGCCAGGUGUGGAGGGGAAACAGGGUCCUCCUGGCAGCCCUGGCCCUCCUGGUGCUAGUGGGACCAAAGGAGACAAGGUAACCACAGGUGAGCCAGGACUUCCAGGACUGCCUGGCACUUCAGUGCACGCUGAAGGCCUAAAAGGAGAGGAAGGAAAGCCUGGACCACGAGGACCGCAAGGCCACCCUGGACUUCCUGGACCUCCAGGAGAGCCUGGUCUGGAAGGCAAGCCUGGAGUCCCUGGUUUGCCAGGUCAAAGGGGUAAAAAGGGAGAACCAGGAUUCCCAGGAAUCAAUGGUCUGAUUGGCCCUCAGGGACCUCCAGGGCCCCCAGGCACUGCUGGACCCCCGGGACCGCCUGGGCCACCGGGACUGCCAGGAGAGAUUGGAGUUUCUGGUAAAACUGGACCACCUGGACCAGCUGGGCUGCCUGGCAAAGAUGGACUCAGUGGGCUUCCAGGGCUUCCAGGUCAAAAGGGAGAACGAGGGGAAAAGGGUGAGGAAGGCUUUCCUGGAAAAGCUGGCCCUAAGGGUGAACCAGGGAGCCGUGGCCAGCCUGGUGAGCAGGGUGAAGCAGGUUUUCCUGGUCCUAGGGGCUUACCUGGACUGAGAGGAGAAAAAGGAGACCGGGGAGAAAAAGGAAAAGACGGUCUCCCAGCAAUGAAAGGUGAAAGAGGAGAAAAAGGUGACACAGGUUCCCCUGGACCCCCAGGCGUACCUGGAACAACAGCCUUCUUCACCCCACACCCCAGGAUUCCUGGUGAACCUGGACCAAAAGGGGACAAAGGAGAUCGAGGAAUGACUGGAGAACCUGGAUUACCUGGGGUCCCAGGUGAGCAAGGUGUGCCAGGACCUGCAGGAGUACAGGGUGCAAAGGGGGAGAAAGGAGCCCGAGGAGAGGCUGGAGCCCCUGGAGAGACUGGUUUGAGUGGACCAGCAGGGCCCCCAGGUCCAAGGGGCUUGCCAGGAAAUGUGGGUGUGCCUGGAAGCCCUGGAUUCCCCGGAAAGGCAGGAGAGAAGGGGGAAAAGGGUGAUCCUGGAAAAGAAGGAAAAGUGGGUUUACCUGGGCCACCUGGUGAGCCAGGGCGUGCUGGAGAGCCAGGUUUGCCUGGGAAGGGUAAAGAUGGAGAAAGGGGGGAAAGAGGACCACCAGGCUUGCCAGGACCCUUUGGACAUAAGGGUGAGAGGGGAGCUCCUGGCCUCCCUGGACAGCCAGGAGACAGAGGAGUGCCAGGAGUCGGCCUGGCUGGACCCCCUGGCCCUGCAGGACCCCCGGGAGACAAAGGGUCACUGGGUCCUCGUGGUGUGCCUGGGAUCCCUGGACCACAGGGGCCUCCUGGCCAGGAUGGUGUACCAGGAAAUCCAGGGGAACGAGGACCUCCUGGAAAACCUGGUUCCCCACCCCUGCUCACUCCAGAGGACAUAAAUCUCCUGGUAAAGGAUGUGUGCAGUGAGUGCCCUCCUGGCCCACCAGGACUGCCAGGCAUCCCAGGUUUCAAAGGGGAUAAAGGUCUCCGAGGACCACCAGGUAGAGAUGGCCAGGAUGGGAAAAUGGGGAUUGCUGGUCCCAGAGGUCCUCCAGGCCCACCUGGGCUCGAUGGCCCAAAGGGUGCUAAGGGAGACCGUGGCAUGACUGGGGAAGUAGGAGAAAAAGGUGAACAGGGCCACCCUGGAAUGCCUGGCUUCUCAGGGGCUCCUGGAAACCCUGGUCCACCUGGAUCAGAUGGGGCACCAGGACCAAUAGGACCAGCAGGAAACCCAGGAGACACGGGCAAAGAUGGUCCCCCAGGUCCACAGGGCCCACCAGGGCUGCCUGGACUUCCAGGCAUUGCUGGGAAUGAUGGCAAAGAUGGCAAACCAGGAUCUCUGGGGGAGCCGGGAAAACCUGGAGAACAAGGGCUCCCAGGCCGGGAGGGUGCCAGAGGAUUGCCGGGUUUCAAAGGACAGAGAGGAGAUACAGGUCCCCCAGGUCCCCGGGGGGAGCCAGGUGUGACGGGUCCUGCUGGUCGUGAGGGGCCACCAGGGAAGGAUGGUGAUCCUGGUCCCAUAGGACCACAGGGCCCUCGAGGACUCCGAGGGCAGCCGGGCAAAAAUGGAGUGCCUGGAUCUGCAGGAGAACCUGGCCCAGCUGGUAUCCCAGGUCCCAAAGGAAAUAAAGGAGAAACAGGCAGCCCAGGACUCCCUGGCUUUAUAGGACCCCGAGGACCACCUGGAGAACCAGGAGAGAAGGGUCCUCCUGGGAAAGAGGGCACACCAGGGAAACAGGGUGCAAUUGGCUCCAAAGGAGAGAGGGGUGAACCUGGCAUCAAAGGUGAAAAAGGCCUUCAAGGAGAAAAGGGUCCUCCAGGUGAUCCUGGGAUACCUGGUCAUAAGGGCCAUCCAGGACUGAUGGGUCCCCAUGGACCUCCAGGAGACAAUGGGCAAGUUGGACCUCCUGGUCCUCCGGGGCAGCCGGGAUUUCCAGGACCAAGGGGAGAACCCCCAUCUCUAGAGACUUUGAGGAGACUCAUCCAAGAGGAGUUAUCCAAGCAGCUAGAUGCAAAGUUACCCUACAUCUUGGCUCACAUACAGCCUGCACAGGUGAAAGCAUCUCAUGGCAGACCAGGACCUCCUGGUCCCCCUGGGAAGGAAGGACUCCCAGGAAGAACUGGCCCUCCGGGAGAGCCUGGCCGGCCUGGACAGACUGGCUCUGAAGGGCCACCUGGACCAAUUGGUCCCAAAGGAGAAAGAGGAGCAAAGGGUGAGAAAGGAGACACUGGCAUUGGUCAACGAGGGGAAAUGGGUCCCCCAGGAAUUCCAGGCCUCCCAGGGGAGCCUGGUUAUGCCAAAGAUGGGAUGCCAGGACCCCCUGGCCCUCAAGGUGAAGCUGGUGUGCCAGGUCUGGCAGGUCCCCAAGGACCCCCGGGAGCCAGUGGACAGUGUGACCCCUCUCAGUGCGCUUACUAUGCAAGCCUGGCUGCCCGGCCCUCCAAUGUCAAAGGGCCAUAG